Neurospora tetraspora is the source of this 1864-nucleotide messenger RNA. RefSeq lists its product as uncharacterized. The transcript is spliced from 2 exons. The record is from RefSeq and is a predicted model, not a curated record. Lineage: Eukaryota; Fungi; Ascomycota; Sordariomycetes; Sordariales; Sordariaceae. The coding region runs from base 193 to 1788 and encodes 531 amino acids.
CCAUGGAAGAGGUUUCUGGAGUCAAGGUCAAGCUCACAACAACGGAUAUUUCACACCGAUGAAUACCCUCAACCAACCUACCAUCGCCAGCAAUAGCCCUGUAGCUCGACUUGUUCUGCAUAUCCCCGUCGACCACCAUUCAACGAACCGUAGGUACCUAGUCAUACCACCGAUCAAAUACAUUCAUUCACCAUGGCCUCAUCAACCUUUCCCUACCUCUCCGAUGACCCCCAAGGCUACCUCCUCUUCCUCAAGGAUUACAUCCGUCCCUGCACCGAUAUCUGCACCAACUGCAAAGUCCGCUGUCUCGAUAACUUCAUCAAGACCGCCUCCGCCCCGGACCUCGGGUGGAACCGCCUUUCCCCGGACGAACGGCCUCGUCCCGCGCAUAGUCUCCUCGACGCCCAGCUAGCUAACUUGGGCAUUUCCGCAGCCAACAGAUAUGGUGUGGAUCUGUCCGAAGACGAAAUCGAUCAAAUCUUCCAACCCGCCGUCCGCCGUCUAACGCUAAAUGCAAACUGGUUCCUAGUGGUCGAGGCCUUUGCAGCGAUGACUGCCUACAGAGGGAUGGGCAGACCAGAUCGUGCUGACGACCCGUUUGACCAGUACAAGCUGGGGAAAAAGGUCCUUUGGAUGGCUUGCCCCCAGUUCACAACCCAGGAACUAGUCAAGCAUAAGCCGUCAGUGGACUUGAUGUCCAAUUGGCUUUGGAACCUCGGCCAACUCUUAUCCGAUGGCGCGGACGUCUAUCUCUCCUCAUCCUCUCUCCGUGUGAGUGGAGACGAGUAUCGCGAUCCGUCCUGCUCAUCUGAGCCCCAGCCAGCCAACACCGCCCUCUGCACCUGCCCCAUCUUCUCCAUUCUCAAUGAAAAACAUCCCGAUGCACACACCGGCUACGAAUGGAUCAAUGUGGUUCUCCACACCGCCCAAAAACGGAUAGAGCCAGCCCUUCUCGAAGCAUGGUCACAACCCUUGAACGACGAGGAACUUCUCAGUUCUUCAGCCCCAUAUCGUCCGCUGUGCCCGGGUUACGACUGCCAAGCGGAUACAAGCUGGCAAGAAGAUCAAGUGCACAAGAGGAAUAACGUGGUAGACGUUCCUCAGCUUGCUGACGUGGUUUGGGAUUGGUCUGUGAGUCAAAUAACACUUUUGGGCCACGAGGAGCACGACAAGCACGAAGAGCAUGAGGAGAAUGGAGGGGGUACUGCUAGUGGUGAUAUUUCUUCGGUUCCAAGUCCCGGUGAACCUGCCAGUCCCGACUCCGACCCUGCCCCCGCUGCCGACCCCACACAUCCUCCAGACUCCCUUCGCCCCGGCUUUCUCCUCCUCACCGGCACUCCCUCCAACUCCACUUCCAUCAACUCCCAAUUCAGAGACAUUCACCUCGACACUUUCCCACCCUGCCGCUUCGCCCACUCCUCCUCCCACACCCAACCUCCCCCGCCUCUCCCGCCAGUCAAAUCUCUCUUCGACACUGCCCACCGCGAAUACUUCCGUAACAGAUGCUUGCUCCUGGAGAUCCCCCUCGACCAAAACCAAAACACCGCCGUCGGCGUAAAGCCCUUCCGCCAGCCACGCUUGUGCAGAAACGAAGGCGCCCACGAUACAAACGGGUUUGACUUUCGACCGUCAUCGAAGGCGCAGGGAUGGACGAUCAGGCACGGAACGAUCGAUUGGGAAAGCGGAGCGGAUUAUGAGGAUCGCAACAUGAGAUGGGGGCCUCAGCAUAUGAUGAGACAGGUGUUUGAUUGGGAGGGUGGGGUUUUCGGGUGGGAGUUAGAAGAGUAGGUAGGUAGAGGUAGGCAGUAGAAGGGAUUUACAGGGUUUCCUUCGGGCUAGGGAUUCAAAAGGUUGGAAAGCUGAA